AUGGAAGGGCCUCUUGAGUGUGGGGAUGUGUCCCUAGACUCCCAAGAUCAUGCUGCAGAUGGGAAGAGGUUUGCUGUGUGUAGUUUCAGGAACACCCGGAAGGAGGAGGAACGUGCUCACCAGAUACAGGCUGUGGACCCAAGACCUUCAGGAUCAACAGUAGGGGCAACCCAAGGUGUAGGGUUACAGGGAGAUUUCUUGUCCAAGGAGCCUCAAUCACUUCCAGAUCAAAGGGCUACAGAUGGGUCAGGGGGCUACCAGAGGGGCUUAUUACUAGCCUCCCCAGCCCAGUCAGAGGAGCCAGCCUUCUCUGAAAUGGAAAGCCUCUUGUGUCCUGGGUCUUCUCACCUCAACCUGACACAGGGUGAGAAUGACCGUCAAGGGGGAGGCUUGAUAGGGGACCCAGAUCCAGGCACAGAGCUACCAGCUGGCUUUAGCCCUUUGUCAGAGUCAUCAUCAAAGCUACUGGAGACAGACCCUAGUGGAUCCAGCUUCCCUAAGCCUGCCAACUGCCUCCUAGCUCGAGACCUCACCUGGGAGCUGCUGGCCAGUGGCAUGGCUACCCUACCAGGGACACGGGAUGUAGAAGGCCGAGCAGUGCUGCUUCUGUGUGCCCACAGCCCUGCUUGGCUUCAUCCCAAGUGUAAUAGCCAUGAGCUGCUGAGUCUUUUGUUUUACCUGCGAGACAUCCCCAGGCCUGAAGUGCAGGCUCUGGGACUGACCGUACUAGUUGAUGCCCGAAUCUGCUCCCCGAGCUCUUCCCUUACCUGGGGCCUCAGCCAACUACAAGAAGCAUCCCCAGGGUCUGUACAACUGCUGCUAGUUGGAAGGAUGCCAGAGGACUUGCCUAUGGGGCUUCAGUUUAAGCAGCUGUCUUCCCAUCAGAGCCUGCUGACCCACAUUCCUAACGUGGAGCUGCCUACUUCACUAGGGGGACGCCUGCCUUACUGCCACCAAGCCUGGCUGGAUUUCCGGAUGCGUCUGGAAGCCCUACAGCAAAGUUGCCAGGUGGUUUGUGCCCUGCUUCAGGGGGUCAUUGACAGUGUGAAGGCUAUGCAGCAACCCAUGGCGUCUGGAGAAGUUAGUCAGCUGCUACAGCAGACACAGUCCCUCAUGCAGCAGGUAUUAGAGUCACCACAGUUGUCAUGGUUACAAAGCCAGGGAAGCCUGGAGCUGGCAUGGUUGAAGCAAGGGAUGCCACAGGUGACCCUGAGCCCUGAUUACAGGUCUGCAGUAGACGAGGCUGACGAGCUGUAUGGUCAGGUGGAUGAACUGUUGCAUCAGCUAACCCUGAAGAGCAACCAGCGAGUACGGGCCCUAGAGCUCCUCCAAGCGCUGGAAGCCCAGGAGGGUGUGCUGCGCCAGAUUGAAGUGUGGUUACAGGAGGUGGGCUGGCCAGGAAUGGAGGAACCAGGGGAGCCCUCGCUCGACAUGCUGCUCCAAGCCCAAGGCCCUUUUCAAGAGCUGGACCAGGUUGCCCAGGAACAGGUCAAGCAAGGGGAGAAGUUGCUGCAGCCACUGGUUGGCUGGGAGGUUGCUGAACUAGGCCCCCCUGGAAAGCGCUUUCUGGCCCUGAGAUCCCAGCUGACAGAAUUUUCCAGAGCUUUGGCCCAGCGGCGCCAGCGGUUGGCAGAUGCUGAGAAGCUGUUUCAGUUCUUCAAGCAGGCCUCGACUUGGACCACAGAGGGUCAGCGGCUACUGACAGAGCUGGAGCAAGAGCACCCAGAGGUUGUGCUGCAGCGGCUGCAGCUGCACUGGACCAGGCAUCCAGACUUGCCCCCUGCCCACUUCCGGAAAAUGUGGGCUCUGGCCACAGGCCUAGGCUCAGAAGGCAUCCGCCAAGAAUGUCGCUGGGCCUGGGCACAGUGCCAGGACACCUGGCUGGCUCUGGAUCAGAAGCGUGAGGCUGCACUGAAGCCACCAUCAACAAACAGCACAGCCACUUUGUAUGUCAGGCGGGCUCCUGCUGUACCCACCGUCCCUCCACUGAGGAAGGCCUACAGCUUUGAUCGGAAUCUGGGGAAGCAUCUUGGAGAUGCUUCCCAACGUGGUCACUGUGCAGCCAUCGUAACUGACUGCCACAGACCUGAGGCCAGAGGAGGUGUCCGGCCCAGGUCAUCUCCGUCUGAGCCUCUAUCAGGCAGCUCUGACUUCAGGAGCCCCAACAGGCUCCAGCUAGUAUUGGCGGAGAUGGUGGCCACAGAGCGUGAGUAUGUCCGGGCCCUUGACUAUACCAUACAGAACUACUUCCCUGAGUUAGAUCGACCUGAUGUGCCCCAGGGCCUCCGUGGCCAGCGUGCGCACCUCUUUGGCAACCUUGAAAAGCUUCGAGAUUUCCACCACAAUUUCUUCCUGCGUGAGCUAGAGGCUUGUACCCGGCAUCCACCUCGAGUGGCUCAUGCCUUCCUGCGCCAUAGGGUGCAGUUUGGAAUGUAUGCACUGUACAGCAAGAAUAAACCUCGUUCUGAUGCCCUGAUGAGUAACUAUGGUCACACCUUCUUCAAGGAGAGGCAGCAAGCACUGGGAGACCACCUGGACUUGGCUUCCUACCUACUAAAGCCCAUCCAGCGGAUGAGCAAGUAUUCCUUACUGCUGCAGGAGCUGGCAAGGGCCUGUGGGGGCCCAGCGCAAGAGCUGAGUGCACUUCAGGCAGCCCAGAGCCUUGUGCACUUCCAGCUGAGACAUGGCAAUGACCUGCUAGCCAUGGAUGCCAUCCAGGGCUGUGACGUUAACCUCAAGGAGCAGGGGCAGUUGGUACGGCAGGAUGAGUUCACAGUGCGGGCUGGGCGCCACAAAGCGUGCCGUCGUGUUUUUCUGUUUGAGGAGCUGCUGCUCUUCAGCAAGCCUCGACGUGGGCCAGCAGGCGUUGACAUAUUCACCUACAAGCGUUCCUUCAAAAUGGCAGACCUCGGCCUCACUGAGUGCUGUGGGGAAAGUAAACUGCGCUUUGAGAUCUGGUUCCGACGUCGCAAGGCCAGGGAUCUAUUUGUGCUGCAGGCCUCGGAUGUGGCCACCAAACAAGCCUGGACAGCUGAUAUCUCCCGUCUCCUAUGGAGGCAGGCUGUCCAUAACAAGGAGGUGCGCAUGGCUGAGAUGGCAUCCAUGGGUGUGGGGAACAAAGCCUUCUGGGACAUUGCCCCCAGUGAGGAAGCUAUCAAUGACCGCAACAUCAACUAUGUGCUGAAGAGACGAGAUGUUCGCUCUAGAGCCUCCAUUGCUGUGGCCCCAUUUGACUAUGACAACCCUUAUCUGGGUGCCUUGGGCUCCCUUCCUGGAGACCGUGCCUCUUGUUCUGUUCUGGGCUCUCUCAAUCUGCACCUGUACAGAGAUCCAGCUCUUACGGGUGUUCACUGGUCCUUGUAUCCACCCAACUUCCCAGAGGAAGCAUCACUAGAUGCUGAGGCAGACUUGGGCAGCCAGCCUUCUUUGACUCCUGAGGACUCAGAGGUCUCAUCCCAGUGCCCAUCCGCCAGUGGCUCUAGUGGUUCCGAUAGCAGCUGUGUGUCAGGACAGACCAUGGGCAGAGGCCUGAGGACUUGUCCUGUGUUUGAUACCAGCUUGAAGAUGGACAGCACUCAGUGACUCCACGUCUCUGAAUCGUCUAUAACCAGAGCACAGCUGGCGCCUGGGCCAUCUCCCUCCCCACCCCUCAUACCCAAAAGGAAUAUCUUUGUUGGUUUUCCUUUCUGAUGUCUGUAGCCAUCAAUGGACUACCCUAGGGCCUCUCCAAGGGCAUCUGGCUGUAGAGACUAGAUAAGCACCCGAUCUGAAGCUCCUGGAACCCUUCUGUCCCUCUCCAGCCACCACCCCACUUGUGAGUUAAGAACAUGAUGGGACAGGAGAGCAUUUCCAAACUCCAGACUGGUAGCGCACUAUAGAGCUCUCAGAAGUCAUGGAGGACACAAGUGGACUCUCAGCAGCUGCUCCUCAGCUCUUGAAUAACACUAAUCUGGAGCACAGGCUAGCCUACCCCUAGAGCCCCCUUAUUCUUGAAUUCCUUGGCACCCCAUCGCCAACCUUUUGUUUUCUGGGCCACCUUGGUCAUUUUGACUUGAUGCUUUUUCAACAGCUUUCAGUUAGACUUGUCUACUGGUUUCACUGGCAGUGACACUGUUUUCU
Molecule: messenger RNA, 4119 nt
Organism: Arvicanthis niloticus (Nile rat)
Lineage: Eukaryota; Metazoa; Chordata; Mammalia; Rodentia; Muridae
Gene: Plekhg4
Product: pleckstrin homology and RhoGEF domain containing G4
Molecular function (GO): guanyl-nucleotide exchange factor activity
Source: RefSeq, a predicted model, not a curated record